Temnothorax curvispinosus is the source of this 936-nucleotide messenger RNA. Its product is annotated as keratin, type I cytoskeletal 9-like. Lineage: Eukaryota; Metazoa; Arthropoda; Insecta; Hymenoptera; Formicidae. The transcript has 4 exons. The record is from RefSeq and is a predicted model, not a curated record. The annotation marks the transcript as partial.
CGGUACAGGCCAUCUUGAAGUUCCACGCUCAACAGUUGUAUGACAGAGACAUGACCGUCAGACUCGACAAUGCACCUGACAUGUCGCCUAAAUUACCGGAAGGUUUAAAAGGAAUCGGCAUGGAACUCGAACCUGGUGAUAACAUACUAUUGGAUAUUCCCAAUGUACAGGCGAACAAUUCGCCUGGCGGUCCGAACAACGCUUUUGGCGGUUCCAGUUUCGGUGGCGGUAGUGGCAACGGUGGCGGCAGUGGUGAUAACAGACUAUUGGGUGCUGCUGCUAGAAAUAUUCCCAAUGUACAGGCGAACAAUUCGCCUGGUAACAACGCUUUUGGCGGUUCCAGUUUCGGUGGCGGUAGAGAUUUUGACGGAGCUUUUAGUAGAGACGGCGAUCGUGUUUCUGGCGGCAGUGGCAGCGGUGGUGACAAUAAAUUUGGAAACACCUACGGUCUUAGCACGCAAUUUUUGGAGUCUUUAGGUAUCAAUGGUCCUCUGUUGUAUGACAGAGACAUGACCGUCAGACUCGACAAUGCACCUGACAUGUCGCCUAAAUUACCGGAAGGUUUAAAAGGAAUCGGCAUGGAACUCGAACCUGGUGAUAACAUACUAUUGGAUAUUCCCAAUGUACAGGCGAACAAUUCGCCUGGCGGUCCGAACAACGCUUUUGGCGGUUCCAGUUUCGGUGGCGGUAGUGGCAACGGUGGCGGCAGUGGUGAUAACAGACUAUUGGGUGCUGCUGCUAGAAAUAUUCCCAAUGUACAGGCGAACAAUUCGCCUGGUAACAACGCUUUUGGCGGUUCCAGUUUCGGUGGCGGUAGAGAUUUUGACGGAGCUUUUAGUAGAGACGGCGAUCGUGUUUCUGGCGGCAGUGGCAGCGGUGGUGACAAUAAAUUUGGAAACACCUACGGUCUUAGCACGCAAUUUUUGGAGUCUUUAG